AGAAAAUAUUACUUUAAAAAGUGCAACAAUAAUUUUAUGUGAAAUUAUUACGUGAAAUACUUUGAGUUAUUCUUUUUUGUUUUGUGAAUUUUAUUUGUAUUUUGUAUUUGUAUUCUAAAAAGGGACGAAAAGCAACAAUUUUACAAUGAAUAUAUAUUAUAGUCCCGAUUUAUUGUUUUUGUUAUUUUUUAUAUUGUCCGGAAUAUUAAUUGUUUAUGCAAUAAUUACCGCUUGUUGCUGUCAAUAUGAAGAGGGGACUGUACAUAGAAAUAUAUAUACUGAACGAACACAUAUAUCUGCUUCGAAUCCAAACUUUCGGACUCAACAAGUUCCUGGAUAUUAUGCCACAUCAUCUUUAGGAAUUUAUACAAAUUUACCAGAAACAUACAGCGCAUACACACAAGUGCCAAAUACGCCGCAAGUACAUCAGUCAUAUCCAAAUUAUCAACCUAUAGUUCAUCAAGUUCAAUCUACAGCCGAGCAAAGACCUCCAACAUAUCAAGAAGUUACAAGGACUGCAACAGAGCAUUUACAAAAACAAGCACCAUAUAAUCCUUACAAUCCUUAUUUUUCGUAGGUUUAGGUAGAAUUAUUGUUUGUUUUUCAAUCGAAUAUUUGCCACUU
This is a messenger RNA of Chrysoperla carnea, 624 nucleotides long. RefSeq lists its product as uncharacterized. Bases 146 to 577 code for a protein of 143 amino acids. Lineage: Eukaryota; Metazoa; Arthropoda; Insecta; Neuroptera; Chrysopidae. The record is from RefSeq and is a predicted model, not a curated record. The transcript is spliced from 3 exons.